Molecule: messenger RNA, 1101 nt
Organism: Parnassius apollo (apollo)
Lineage: Eukaryota; Metazoa; Arthropoda; Insecta; Lepidoptera; Papilionidae
Source: the annotation of a GenBank genome assembly
AUGGCUUCAACUGUAAGAAAAACAUCCAACGUAUGGGUACAUUUUGACAUUGAAUCUGUUGGUGAAAAAACAGCAGUAUGUAAAUUGUGCAGGGUAAAAUUAUCCUAUAAAACUUCCUCAACAAAUUUAAAAAAACAUAUUUUAAGAAAACACCCUACGGUUGAAAUUCAAGAUGUACGGAGGAAUAUGAUGCACCAACACAUUUCAGAACAACGUUUGGAACAGGAAGGUGGUCCUUCUAAUCCAGCAGGAUCCCAAAAUCUUUCGUCUGUUGUUGCUUCUUCUGCUUGUGACUCAGCCGAGGGUCAAUCAUUGCCACAACCACGCGUUAUUCAGCAGGCUUUAGUUCGUCAACCUACAAUUGCUCAAUUCACUCAGAGAAAAAAAAUUACACCAUCUGAACAGGAAAGGUUAAAUAAACUGCUAAUGAAAUUGUUCAUAUUAGAUUUUCAACCUUUCAGCAUUGUGGAAGACAAGGGCUUUGUUGAAUUUGUUCAUGGUUUAAAUCCUAUUUACCAACUACCUAGUCGUAAGUACCUUUCAAACACUUUACUGCCAUCAAUGUACGAGCAAGUUUUGAAUGAAACUAAAAUAAAAAUUACUGAAGAAGCAACAAGUGUAUGCCUUACUAUCGACUGCUGGACAUCAAAAGCAAAUGAGUCAUAUAUGGCCAUAACAGCUCAUUAUAUCGACCAAAACUACAUUUUGAAGUCGCUUUUCCUGCAGUGUGAAGUACUCCAUGGACAUCAUACCGCCAUAAACUUAGCAGGUCAAUUAAGGACAUGUGCAUCGACUUGGAACAUUACAGGCAAAAUAACCAUUGUUGUGUCUGACAACGCGAGUAAUAUAGUUUCCGCUAUCACGAGUGAGCUGAAUUGGCGCCAUUUUGGAUGUUAUGCACAUUGUUUAAAUUUAAUUGUCAAGAGUGGAUUAAACGUUGAAAAUUUGCAACAGACGAUCACCAAAGUGAAGAACAUUGUAGCUUUUUACAAACGUAGCGCUUUGGCCACAGAAAAGUUUGUAAAAUAUCAAGUACAACAAUCAGAGGCGAAAACAGCAAAAAAAACUUACUCAAUCUGUGGAAACUCGGUGGAACUCUGA